AUGACUUCUACCCCAGUUCCAGAAUGGUUAACAGCUGAUUUGUUUGUAAGCGUUGUGGAAACAAAUGUUGACAAUUUUGAUAAAAUCAAUUCUAUGAAAGCGGAUACUCCUUUUGCUGCUGGAGAAAAUUUCCUAUCCACCUUGUGGGCUAUAGAAAUUGAAGUUGCCUUGAAGGAUGGUUCCACAAAGAUUUGCAAAUAUAUGCUUAAAGUACCACCAUCAUCACAACAGGCCCAGGCUCUGAAUAACAUGAUGAGUUCAUUUAAACGUGAAAGAAUUUGUUACUAUGAACUCUUCCCUGUUUUUGAUGAAAUGUACCGUAAGGCUGGUAAAGUGACAAAAAUUGCUCCCAACGCCUAUUCAUUUGAUAAAGAUUUGGGUUUCGAUAUUGUCCUUAUGGAGGAUGUACGUCAGGAUGGUUUCAAAAAUAUGAAUCGUCUUGAAGGUCUUGAUAUGGAUCAUACCAAAAAAGCUCUGGAUGUCAUUGCCCAAUUUCAUGCUGCCUCAGCUACAUAUAUUGUAAAGAACAAUGGUCUGCCCGAGUUGAUGAUGAAGCCAAUGCUUAAUGAGCAAAUGGUACAAAUGUUGGCCAAAGGCCAGGAGCCACAAGAGAAAGUGGUAGAGGAAAAUUUGCCUCUGUACAAAGCUGAGCAAUUAAAAGAUAAACUUAUAAGUUAUCGCCCAAAGUACUUGAAGGAAAUCAUUGACUCAGAAAAACGUAGCAUGGAUGAUUUCAACGUCCUCAGUCAUGGUGAUUGUUGGUCCAACAAUAUUAUGUUCCAACAUGAUGAACACAACAAUAUCGUCAAGACAUUGUUGGUUGAUUUUCAAGCUGGUCGUUUUACAUCCCCUGCCUUGGAUCUGCAAUAUUUCCUUUUGGGUUCCACUUGCUUGGAAAACAAAAUCAAAUAUUACGAUUACUUUAUUAGUUACUAUCAUAAGCAGUUGGUGGAAAAUCUUAUGAUUUUGGGUUAUCCCAAAAAGUUGCCAACUUUAAGAGAUGUCCAUUUGUGGAUGAUUGAUUUUGCUUUUAUGGGUUACACUGUGAUUUUAAAGAGCCUUCCCGUUGUUCUUUUGGAUCCCAGUACCACCAAAGAUAUUAACAUGGACAACAUGAUGGGAGAUAAAAAGGAUGGCGGAGCAAUGCAAAAGGCCAUGUACACCGGUGAACGUUACUGCAAACAAAUGCAACAACUUUUGCCAUGGUUAGCUAAUAAGGGAUAUUUUGAUUAA
Musca vetustissima is the source of this 1233-nucleotide messenger RNA. RefSeq lists its product as uncharacterized. The record is from RefSeq and is a predicted model, not a curated record. Bases 1 to 1233 code for a protein of 410 amino acids. NCBI's taxonomy places the organism in Eukaryota, Metazoa, Arthropoda, Insecta, Diptera, Muscidae. The transcript has 4 exons.